Pecten maximus is the source of this 852-nucleotide messenger RNA. RefSeq names its product protein KTI12 homolog. The record is from RefSeq and is a predicted model, not a curated record. Bases 24 to 851 code for a protein of 275 amino acids. Lineage: Eukaryota; Metazoa; Mollusca; Bivalvia; Pectinida; Pectinidae. The transcript is spliced from 9 exons.
AGCCCUCACUUCCGUUCUGUGAAAUGCCGUGUAUUGUGAUGUGUGGUUUUCCUUGCAGUGGAAAAAGCACACGAACCAAGGAGAUCAAACAGUAUUUGGAAGAGCACUGCAACAAAUCUGUGACGGUGAUUAGUGACCACUCUAUUGGAGUAGACAAAAACCUUGUAUACGCAGACUCGAAGAAAGAAAAGGAAACACGUGGUACAUUGAAGUCUGCUAUUCAGAGACACGUUAACAAAGAAGAUGUUGUGAUCCUUGAUUCUUUAAACUACAUCAAAGGUUUCAGAUAUGAGCUGUACUGUAUUACAAAGGCGUGUCAAACCCCACAGUGUACGGUGUUCUGUGAUAGCAAUAAAGACACAGUGUCAUCGUGGAAUCAGGAAAGAGCUCCGGAGGAGCGCUACACACAGGAGAUACUUGAUGCCCUGGUUAUGAGAUUUGAACCUCCGAACUCCAACCAGCGAUGGGACAGUCCAUUAUUUACAGUCCAGAGCGGAGACACGUUGUCGGGGCAACAGAUUGUCGAUGCUUUGCUUAAUAGAAAGCCACCUCCCCCAAACAUGGCUACACAAAACCAACCUCUGUCAUCUACCAACUUCCUGUAUGAGCUUGAUAAAAUUACCCAGGAUGCCGUCAGUGUUCUGAUGGCCGCACAGAAGACGAGUAUUCCUGGGGAUGAAAUAUCCAUACCUGGUGCAAAGGAAAAGAUCACAGUUCUGCGACCUUUGACCCUUGGGGAGCUACAGCGUCACCGUCGUCAGUUUAUAGUGUAUACAAAGAUGCACCCAGUCAGCGAUACGGCAAUGCUGUGUAAUAUGUUUGUACAGUACCUAAAUAAAGGGCUUCGAUGAC